This is a messenger RNA of Cheilinus undulatus (humphead wrasse), 3064 nucleotides long. Its product is annotated as nuclear GTPase SLIP-GC-like. NCBI's taxonomy places the organism in Eukaryota, Metazoa, Chordata, Actinopteri, Labriformes, Labridae. The record is from RefSeq and is a predicted model, not a curated record. The transcript is spliced from 21 exons. Gene Ontology annotation, molecular function: GTPase activity. The coding region runs from base 118 to 2370 and encodes 750 amino acids.
ACUUGAUACAAACAUUUAAAGAUCAUCGUGUUAACAAGGAAAGUCUUUACCUUCUGACUGAGAAACACAUUGAUAAAUUGAUCUCGAUAGUUGGAGAACAGGCAUUAUUCACUCAAGAUGACAAAGGUUUCUCCCCACAGAAAUAAAGGAAAAAGAAAGACGUUGCCUGAGGAGGAGACCGACCAACCUGGACCAAUGAAACGACAUCGUGAAACCACAGCAGCAGAAGUUACACUGUCUGAAGUGAAAGAGAUCAUGAAGAGGGUUGAGGAUGGACUACCUAAAACAGAGCUCAAUGAUUUUCUAUGUGAAAAAAUCCAUGAUUUGGAGACAGAGAAGAAGGAGCUGGUUGGUGUCUUUGGUGAAACAGGACAUGGGAAGAGCUCCUUGAUAAACGCCCUCAUUGGAAAGAAUCUCUUGCCCUCAGGAGAUUUAAAUGCUUGCACAACAGUCAUCAUUAAGGUGGAAGCUAACAUGAAGAAUGAGAAGUAUGAGGCGGAGAUUGAAUUCAUCUCUAAAGAGGAUUUGGAGGAUGAAUUGCAGGGUCUAAAAAGAGUCGCCCUUGAGGACACAGAUGAUGAAGAGGAAAAUGAUGACGAUGGUGGUGACAGUGGCAACUCUUAUGAUAAUGUCAAUGAUGAGGAUGUUUAUGAAGAUGCUGUUGAAGUGCUGUCAGCACUGUAUGGAGAAAGAUGGGAAGACAUCUGUGACAAUGAUGAUCUCAUGAAUAGGAGACAUUUUCAAGAAGUUCCAGAAUUUCUUAAGUCUGGGAAGAAGACUUUGGCAUUUGACUCACCUGAAAUGCUCUCCGAAGAACUCGUCAAGUACACACGAAGUGCCCCAGUCGUCUCAGAGGGUGAGGAGACUAGGAGGUGGUUUUGGCCCCUGGUGAAGUGUGUGACUAUCAGGGUGCCAAACAAUGACUUCCUCCAGCAUGUCACACUUGUGGAUCUACCUGGAGCUGGGGACCGCAACAAGAGACGAGAUAAUAUGUGGAAAGAGGUUGUUGGUAACUGUUCCACUGUGUGGGUUGUGGCUGAAAUGAACAGAGCAUUAUCAAAGAAAGAGCCAUGGGAGAUUCUGGAAAAUGCCAGAAGUGAUAUGGGAAAUGGUGGCCAGUGUCAGCGCAUUCACUUUAUCUGCACCAAGUCUGAUGAUGUCGCAAAGCCAAAAGACCAGUCAGAAGCUGAUGUUUGCUCUGCCAUAUUAGCCAGGAACAAGAAAGCUAAGGAAGCAGUGAUGAUAAAGUUCAGGAAACGAAACACCAUUUGGAAACAUUUCAGUGGUGAAUGUUUCAAAGUGUUCACAGUGAGCUCCAGAGAGUUUCAGGAGGGAAAAUUGUUAGAUCCUGAAGACACUGAGGUCCCAAAACUUCUGGACUUUUUGCAAAACCUCAGAGACUGUCAAUCAGAGACACUGAACUAUGUGUCAGGAGCCAAAGGAAUUCUGUCCUUAAUUCAAGGGGCCCGCUGUGGAGACGUGAUCAAAGAAGAUGUGCGUACAGUCCUUGAAAGAAAUGUGGAGGAUGGACUUGGGAAGGUGUCAGAGCAGAUUCAAAACACCAUAACUGCCUUUCAGAGCUGCCUCAACAAUGGAGUCGAGAAAUCCAAAAGUUCUUGUGAUCGUACCUUGAAGUCCUUCCUAUAUCCUUCGGGGAAAGGAAAAGGAAGCGCUUUUCACAAGACACUGAGGUGUGUUGUUGCAAACAACGGUGUCUACAAAACAACAAAAGGGAAACAUCUAAACUUCAAUGAGAAAUUAACUGCAAAGCUGAAGGAGAGCAUUGAUGAGGAAUUCAGGAAGACAUUUCGAAAUGAAUCAAAACAAGAACCAUUCAAUGGGGCCAUCAGUAGCUUUAAAGUCAUCACAGAGGCAUUCUUUGAGAAGUACAAAGAUGCAACAAUGCGACUGCGACUGGAAUAUCUCAGGACAGAGGAAAUCAAAAUCAAGACACAACUCCACAAAGACAUCCGGGAGAGCAAGAAAAAAAUUUACAACAGCCUGACGGAAACAGUUGAGGAAAAAAUGUUGCCAUGCUAUCAAGAUGCACAACAAUGUGAAGGAAGAGGAUCACUGAAAAACAUGAGGAACAUAAUUGAGAGACAUGUUGAUGCUAACAAGAGCAACAUUUUCAAAGAAGCAUCAGAUAAGAUGUUGGGAGAUCUGCAAAUCCUGGUGGAGCACAUCCUGAAGAAACUGAAAGAAGACAUGCAGAAGGCAAUUGAGUAUUCACUCACGACUGAUUCUCAAUCACUUCCAGAUGUUGAAGAGGACCUUAAGAAAGUGACUGAAUACUAUGAAAAACUGAAGAACACCACUGAAGGAACAUCAGCAGCAAGGGCUGAUCAACCCGGUCCAUCAACUGCAUGAGUUCGCUAGAUGAAUAGCAGAACAGCUGUGGUCUGUUUUACCACUGAGGAUCCCACUGGGCACAGCGAUCCAAACUUUAGGCCUCUGAAUUUAAUCAUCAGGUUGUUAUUUCUUCUCCUUCAGCGUUGUUUCUAUAUGUAACUGAGUUUGAUACUGUGGGUUUUAUACAAAGAUGUUACUUUAGUGACACUUUUGGACAGUUGGAUGGCAGUAAUAGUUUGAGGGAGAGAGUUCUUACCGGGGAUGUUGUGGUGUUCAUAUUUGGGGUUUUUACUUUUAUCUCAGCUCUACAUUAUCAUCUUACAUGAUUCAGCAGUUUUCUAAUUCUUCAGCAUGUUUUAACGUUCUGUGAUUGUUUUAUUUUAUGAGUGUGGUAAAGGGUGAUUUUAGAUGUAAGCAUCGCAGUUUCACUGAAAUUAAACAUGUAAUGAAAUCUUAAACCUUAAAGUCAAAACUCUUAAUUUGAUCUGACUUGGAUUUAAUACUUUUAAGUGGCUGAUAUUGAUCUGUUUUUCUACAAUGAUUAAGACCAAAUUUGUUGUUUUCUGUGUUAGUAGCUUUACCUGUGUGAUAAUAUAACAAAUAGAAGUUUGUAUUAACAGACCAACUUAGAUGAUUUGUACUGUUUUAUUUUUAUCCUUCACUGAUUUAAAUGUGCUUUGGUAUAUCAUUCAUUAAAAUUUCAUUAAACAAG